Schizosaccharomyces japonicus yFS275 is the source of this 1759-nucleotide messenger RNA. Its product is annotated as pyruvate dehydrogenase X component. The record is from RefSeq and is a predicted model, not a curated record. Bases 36 to 1472 code for a protein of 478 amino acids. The transcript is spliced from 4 exons. Gene Ontology annotation, molecular function: acyltransferase activity. Gene Ontology annotation, biological process: pyruvate decarboxylation to acetyl-CoA. Lineage: Eukaryota; Fungi; Ascomycota; Schizosaccharomycetes; Schizosaccharomycetales; Schizosaccharomycetaceae. Gene Ontology annotation, cellular component: pyruvate dehydrogenase complex.
CUCAGCCAAGUACGAGAAGGACGUGAGUACUGGGAAUGGGAAUGGGCAUGUUACGCUCAUUAAAUACAAUUUACUCCACAUGUAGACAUGCCUUGUUGAAGAAUGGAAAGUCAUUCCAUUCCUCGACGCGUCUUUUGGCAAUUAGCAAGUUUAACAUGCCUGCACUGUCUCCUACAAUGGAGACAGGUACUGUCGCAAAGUGGAGACUGAAGGAGGGAGACGCCUAUGCGACUGGUGAUGUUAUUCUGGAAAUUGAAACUGACAAGGCAACUAUGGACGUGGAAGCUCCUGAUGAUGGUGUUCUUGCAAAGAUCACAGUUAAAGAAGGACAGGCUGUUCCUGUUGGUGCGCAGAUUGCCAUUAUCGCAGACGAUGCCGCUGAUUUGGAGGGUGCGGACUUGUCAAAGUACGAGUCCGAAGAUGCUGCUCCUAAAAAGAAGGAAGAGUCUCAAAAGACUGAGGCCAAGUCUGCUCCUGCUACCCCCGUCACUGCAGGAGCUCGUGAGAAUUCACAGGUUUCGGCUGUAGCUAAGGAGAGUAAUGCUCACAUUCAAUUUCCUUCUGUUCAUCUUUUGCUCAAGCAGAAUAAUGUUACCGAUCCUUCUGUGAUUGCUCCUACGGGUCCUCAUGGUAUUUUGCUGAAGGGCGAUGUCCUUGCUUAUCUUGGAAAGAUUUCCAAGCAGGCACCUGUGGACAUCGAGAAGGUGGUGCAUUCCAUGGAGGUGUUGGAUUUGAGCAACGUCAAACCUGCCGCUCCCGCGGUUGCUAACAAGCCUGCCGCUGAGGAAACACAAAAGACGGAGAAGAAGGCUGCUCCAAAGCCCGAGCUCAUCCCUCCUUCUACCGUCGAAACGACUGUAAACGUGCAGCAACUGGGAGCUCUUUUGGACAAGUUGCAAGGUCUCAGUCUUCAAUUUCCACUCCAGCGUGUUGUUGAAAAGGCCUGCAAAAAUGCAUUGGAACGUUCCAAUGUAUAUGUUCCAAAGUCUAAAAUCCUUGACGAUAUGUUUGAUUUCUUGGUUGGUUCCAAGUCGACAGCGUUCGCGGCUGACAGCGGUAAACCCUUGGCUUUUGAGCCAAAGCUUUCUGCUCAGAAGUUCGUCGAAAAGCAAUCAAAGGGCGCAAACAAAUUGGUAUCUGCUUUGGACGGAGCCAUCAUUUCGAUGCCUUCUACAAUUGCUAAGUACGCUUCCGUAGGUGUUGCUCAACCCAAGGCUGCCUCAACUACUACGAAAGAUGUUGCUGACUCUUCUGCUCAAACAAUCGACUCUAUUUAUGACUUUUUGUUCGACACAUCCUCGUCUACCCACUCCUCUUCUGCAGCAAACACAACUGCUCAAUCACAAACUCCCAAGGACGCCGUUACGGUGUCGAUUACCUUCGACACCGAGUAUGUUGAUGCCAAGCGCGCGCAAAAGUUCCUCGAUGUUUUCAAAUCCGGUUUGGAAAAUCCUGAAACUGUUAUUUUUUGAUUGCCGCGUCCUUCAAUACCGUUUGCAUAAAUUAUUGAAACAAUAUUUUCCAACCAUAGUACAAGUGCUAAUAAAUUGCUGCAGCCUUUUGCAGGACGAAAUGUCGCAGGGAUUAUAGACACUCCUUAAACUGCGGUUACUACAAACAUUUACAGAUAUUUAAAGAACUUGUUUAUAGGUAUGGGAAACAACAAACCAAAAAGUAGACGCCUACAAAUGCAAUGUAGAAUGAGUCAGUGGAAGCCUGCUGAAGGAAUGCAAUGUAAAAAAAAGAGCGUAAGACGCUG